UUUAAAUACACUUCUUAAUUUAAACAAAACAUACGAAAGUCACAGGUAACAACAGGAAGAAGAGGAAAGAAGAGACGGACAAAUAGAGAGGAAAAGAGAGAUAAAGCACAAAUUGGCUGGCCAUUGUUUUUAAGUUUUCGCGGUCAUACCCUCAAUUUUCACAUCCUUUCUUCUUCUUCUUCAUCUUCACACUCUCAAAUUCUUUGUUCAUCCUCCAAUUUCUUCAAUCUCUCUUCUAAUCUUUCCUUUUUUUUUUUUUCCCUUCAUCAGCAGCUUCUCCUGUUAAUCUUCCUUUUGUUAUUUGAUCGUUUUUUUUUUCUACUUGUUGCUGCGUUUUGAUCGGUUAGAUCUGGUAAUUUGCAGCUAUACAAUCAAUGGCUCCCACGAGGAAGUCGAGGAGUGUAAAUAAGCGAUUUUCUUAUCCUAAUGAGAUCUCUCCUGCUAAAGAUGGAGAUACUGCUAAUAAAAGUAACAAACGGAAGCGGAAGGUGUCUGAUAUGUUAGGGGCUCAGUGGAGCAAAGAAGAGCUUCAACGCUUUUAUGAGGCAUAUCGCAAGUAUGGGAAAGACUGGAAGAAGGUGGCUGCAGCUGUACGUAAUCGGUCUGUGGAAAUGGUCGAGGCUCUAUAUACUAUGAACAGGGCUUACUUGUCUCUUCCAGAGGGAACAGCUUCUGUUGUUGGAUUAAUAGCAAUGAUGACUGAUCAUUAUUCUGUCUUGGAGGGAAGUGAUAGUGAACAAGAAAGCAAUGAUGGUGUUGGAAUGCCCCGAAAAUCUCAUAAGCGUACCCGUGCCAAAGGACAUCCCAAUACAGCUAGGAAUUUAUCAGAUGUAUCACAUUCUCAAGCGGUUGCUUCAAAUUAUGGUUGUUUGUCAUUGUUAAAGAAAAAACGCUCUGGUGGAAACCAACCUAGAGCAGUUGGAAAAAGGACGCCUCGCAUUCCUGUGAGAUAUACUUAUGAUAAAGAUAGCAUAGGAAGGUAUAUAUCUCCAGUUCGGCAGGGGCCGAAGUCAAAGUUAGAUGCUAAUGAUGACGAUGUUGCUCAUGAAGUGGCGUUGACAUUGGCUGAGGCAUCCCACAGGGGUGGGUCCCCUCAGGUCUCGCAGACACCAAGUAAAAGAAGGGAGACUGUUUCAAAAUCACCUGGGGGUUUGGGUGAAGGAGUGUGUUCAGAGUCAGAAAUGACCAGCGCCAAAAAUGUUGGAAAUGAAAUGGAUGAUUUUGGGUGUGAAGGAAGUUUAGGAAGCACAGAAGGCGAUAAUAAUUUUUCCAGGGAGAAACCUCAAUCUGGUGGCAGGAAAGGUGCUGGUAGACCUGCUCAACAAAAAGCAAAGAAGUCUUAUGGAAAAAAAGUAGAAGCUGAAGAUACUGGACAUCAUGGGGAUGAUAUAAAGGAAGCCUGCAGUGGUACUGAAGGAGGACAAAGGUUUAGCUGUUUUGAAUUAAAACAUGGACCCGAAGCAAGAGAUGCGACUUUUAUUCGACCGUCAGGCCAGGCCUCUAAAAAGAGGAGUAAAAAGGUCCUAUUUGGGGGAGAUGAAGGUGUAGCCUUGGAUGCCCUGCAAGCUUUAGCUGAUUUGUCAUUCAUGAUGCCAUCUUCCACAGCAGAGGCAGAGUCAACUGCGCCUCAUAAGGAAGAUAAAGAAAGUGAUAUUAACACAUUCAGGCCACAGGACACCAUACCUACAAGUCAGAGGGUGAAGCCAAAAUUUUCACCAUCUAAGAAGAAGGGAGAUCAAACAAUGCUGAACUCUCUAGUUUCUGAGUCCAAAAAAUCUAAACUAGCAAAAGUUUCUGCCCUUGAUUCAAGUCCUGUAGCUGAAAUAAAAGAUUUAGGCAUGCGAAAAAGAAAACCUAAGUCUUCUGCUUUUAAACAGAAUGCUGCCUCAGAGGUUCAAAUUUUUGCGGGUGUCAAUGCUUUUCAGGAAAAGGUUCCAGAUCAAGGUUUGAAGUCUGUUAACAAAAUUCGACAAUUUUCAAACAAUGCUUCCCAACAGCAGCUUGGUCAUUUGGUCAAAAUUUCUGAACAUUCAUCUUCAAGUACUGAUAUAAGAAGAGACGGAGAUGACUCAGCAGUGUCAUCUGUACAGGCUCCUGAAACUAGCGAGGUCAAUGUGCCAACCAAAUCUAGAAGCAAGCGUAAAGUGGACAAAGCACAGAUCCAAAGGUCGGAUAUCUUUGUUAAUGAGCAAUCUAACACAUCUGGGCAGUCAUACCAUGAUAAGACAGUUUACCUCAAGGAAAGGCUUUGUAAUUGCUUGUCUAGCCACCUUGUCAGGAGAUGGUGUGUGUAUGAGUGGUUUUACAGUGCAAUUGACUACCCUUGGUUUGCUAAAUGUGAGUUUGUGGAGUAUUUGUAUCAUGUGGGUUUGGGCCACGUACCUAGACUGACUCGUGUUGAAUGGGGUGUCAUUAGAAGUUCAUUGGGAAAACCACGAAGAUUUUCACAACAAUUUCUGAAGGAAGAAAAGGAGAAACUGAAUUACUAUCGUGAAUCAGUUAGGAGCCACUAUUCUGAAUUGCGCAUGGGAAAAAGAGAAGGACUUCCAACUGAUUUAGCUCGUCCUUUAACAGUAGGUCAGCGUGUUAUUGCCAUUCAUCCGCGGUCAAGAGAAAUUCAUAAUGGAAAGGUGCUUACAGUUGAUCAUAAUGUAUGCCGGAUUCAGUUUGACAGGCCUGAACUAGGAGUUGAAUUUGUUAAGGAUAUCGACUGCAUGCCGUUAAAUCCGGUGGAAAAUAUGCCUACAUCUCUUAAGCGACACGAUGGUGCUAUUGAUAAGUUCUAUGAGGCAUUGAAGCAGUUCAAAGCAAACGAGAGAUCUGAAGAUAGGAUGAAGGAAGAAAUAAUAAAACUGACACCAAGCCAAAAAAUGGAAAGUGCUCUCGGCACCUCAAAUGUCGCUCCUUUUUAUCAAAUAAGUGAUUUAUCAAAACAGGCGAAGGAUGUUUUUGGAACUCCAAGUUCUCAUGAAAAGACUGGUCAAACUGAUGUUGUGAGCCCUCAACAGUCUGCUCUAUUCCAUUUGCAAGCAAAGGAGGCUGAUAUCCGUGCUUUGGCAGAGCUAUCCCGAGCUCUCGAUAAAAAGAAUGCCUUGGUAACUGAACUAAAACGCAUGAAUGAUGAUGUUUAUGAAAAUCAUUCUCUCAAAUAUUUGGAGUCUUUCAAGAAGCAAUAUGCAGCUGUGCUGGUGCAGUUAAAUGAAGUGUUAGAUCAGGUUUCCUCAGCUUUGACAUGCUUGAGACAAAGAAAUACUUACCAAGGGAACUCUCUGGUUCCUUGGCAGAAGACAAAGGCAAAUUUGGAUGAUCAUGGUAGCGUUGUAAGUUCAUUAAAUUGCUUUCCAUGUGAUUCUCAAAGGACAGGCUCACAUGUAUGUGAAAUAGUUGAUACUUCAAGAAUCAAAGCACGAAAGAUGGUAGAUGCAGCACUUAAGGCCAUUUCAUCACUUAAUGUAGCAAUGGAUACCAUUCAAAAGAUUGAAGAGGUAGUAGACUUUGUCAAUAAUCAGCUUAUGGUUGACGAUUCUGGCAUGUCGGUACAGGCCUCUCAGCUCAGUGGAAGUUUAUCUCGUCAGAAUCAGCUUAUAAACGUGGUGGCUUCUGAGCAAGCACACGAUUCCAGGUCAAAUGGAGCAGUUGCUCCACAUGAUGCAAAGAUUCCGUCAGAGCUCAUUGCAAACUGUGUUGCCACACUGCUGAUGAUUCAAAAGUGUACUGAGCGUCAAUUUCCGCCUGCUGAGGUUGCCCAAAUUUUAAACCUGGCAGUCACAAGCUUACAGCCAUGCUGUUCACAGAACGUCCCAAUAUAUGCAGAGAUACAGAAAUGUAUGGGAAUCAUUCGGAGCCAGAUACUGGCACUUGUACCUACGUAGAAUUAAUCUACUUGAAACUUUGUAUCUGGUGUAAAUUUAUAAUCUGUAGAUGUAAAUUUAUAAAUCUUUGUGGUGGUUGCUGCUGUCCAAGCCAAAGCCCCUUUGAAUGUUGUCAAUUUAUCGUAAUUAAAUGUUGUAUAUGAAUCAUGAAUUCAUAUUUGAUUAAAUAUAUAUUCAUGUGCAAUUUAGCACUUCCACGAUGAUUAUCAUCUCA
Chenopodium quinoa (quinoa) is the source of this 4086-nucleotide messenger RNA. Its product is annotated as protein ALWAYS EARLY 3-like. The transcript has 20 exons. The record is from RefSeq and is a predicted model, not a curated record. Lineage: Eukaryota; Viridiplantae; Streptophyta; Magnoliopsida; Caryophyllales; Amaranthaceae. Gene Ontology annotation, biological process: DNA-templated transcription; regulation of cell cycle; regulation of transcription by RNA polymerase II. Gene Ontology annotation, cellular component: transcription repressor complex; nucleoplasm. Gene Ontology annotation, molecular function: DNA binding. Bases 375 to 3872 code for a protein of 1165 amino acids.